This is a messenger RNA of Pterocles gutturalis (yellow-throated sandgrouse), 1443 nucleotides long. RefSeq names its product cytochrome P450 2D3-like. NCBI's taxonomy places the organism in Eukaryota, Metazoa, Chordata, Aves, Pterocliformes, Pteroclidae. Gene Ontology annotation, molecular function: iron ion binding; oxidoreductase activity, acting on paired donors, with incorporation or reduction of molecular oxygen, reduced flavin or flavoprotein as one donor, and incorporation of one atom of oxygen; heme binding. Gene Ontology annotation, cellular component: cytoplasm; intracellular membrane-bounded organelle. The record is from RefSeq and is a predicted model, not a curated record. Gene Ontology annotation, biological process: arachidonate metabolic process; xenobiotic metabolic process.
GGAAUUUUUCUUACAGUCUUUACUUUACUUCUUGACUUCAUGAAGCGCAGGAAGAAGUGGAGCCGUUACCCACCAGGUCCAGUUUCACUGCCGUUCAUUGGGACCAUGCUGUCUGUUGACUUCCGAAACCCCCACCUCUCCUUCAAACAGCUUCAGAAGAAGUUUGGAAACAUCUUCCAUCUCCAGAACUGCUGGACUGACGUGGUAGUACUGAAUGGGUAUAAAACAGUGAAGGAAGCACUGGUCCAUAAAUCAGAGGACUUUGCUGACCGGCCUUACAAACCAAUGUAUGAACAUCUGGGCUACGGAGAGAAACAUCAAGGGGUUAUUGACGCAAGAUAUGGACACGCCUGGAAAGAGCUAAGGAAAUUCUCGCUCUCUACCUUGAGGAACUUUGGGAUGGGAAAGAAAUCCUUGGAGGAGCGAGUGACGGAGGAAGCUGGAUUUCUGUGCUCCGUAAUCAAUUCUGAAGAAGGUCGUCCUUUCGAUUUACAGUUUUCUGUAAAAAAUGCAGUCUGCAACGUGAUCUGCAGCAUUGUCUAUGGAUCCCGUUUCAGCUACGGUGAUGAGACAUUCAAGAAACUGUUAUGUUUGUUUGAAAAAUUCUUAAAUGAAGAGAUCGGAUUCCUGCCUCAGCUUCUUAAUGAGUUGCCCAUUUUGUUGCGCAUCCCUGGAGUGCAACAGGCAGUCUUUGGAGGGCAAAUGAAGUUCAUGGACUUCAUAGACUCGCACAUAGAUAAGCACAUGAAGACCUGGAACCCUGCUUACGUCCGAGAUUUCACUGAUGAGUUUUUGAAACAAAUGGAAAAGAGUAAGGAGGUUGAAGACAGCAGUUUCAACUAUAAAAGCCUUCGUUUGGUGACCGCAGACUUGUUUCUAGCUGGUUCCGAGACCACCUCCACCACUCUUCGGUGGGCACUUCUGUACAUGAUUCUCUACCCGAAAAUACAGAGUAAGGUCCAAGCAGAGAUUGACAAGGUGAUUGGCAGAGAGAGACCACCCACCAUGGAGGACCAAGAGUGCAUGCCCUACACCAAUGCUGUGAUACACGAAGUGCAACGCUAUGCAGAUUCUCACAUGACGUACCGGGACACCGAGCUGCAAGGCUUCUUCAUUCCCAAGGGGACAACAAUCAUCCCCAACUUGUCUUCCGUGCUGAAGGAUGAGACAGUCUGGAAGAAGCCAAACGAGUUUUACCCUGAACACUUCCUGGAUGCCAGCGGGCAGUUUGUGAAAUCAGAGGCCUUCCUGCCUUUCUCAGCAGGUCGUCGUGUCUGCCUUGGGGAACAGCUGGCCAGGAUGGAGCUCUUUAUUUUCUUUACCACCCUCCUGCAGAAAUUCACCUUUGUGCUUCCCAAAAACCAGCCCAGGCCACGGGAGGACGGUCACUUUGCCACUGUAAGGGUUCCACACCCAUACCAGCUGCAAGCUUUCCCAAGAUAA